Molecule: messenger RNA, 1053 nt
Organism: Salvia hispanica
Lineage: Eukaryota; Viridiplantae; Streptophyta; Magnoliopsida; Lamiales; Lamiaceae
Product: bidirectional sugar transporter SWEET2a-like
Biological process (GO): carbohydrate transport
Cellular component (GO): membrane
Molecular function (GO): sugar transmembrane transporter activity
Source: RefSeq, a predicted model, not a curated record
GAAAAAGCCAUGGAUGAAUAGAAAAGGCACGUGGUCAAUAAGUGGCGUUGAAGCCAGCUCAAGGCUGGGCCCAUCUUCUUCAUCCAUCAACAACAAAAUGGAUAAAUGUUAAAUCGAAACCAGAGCUUGAUAAGUUAACAGUUAACACCAUAGAGAGAGAGAAACCAUGUCCGAAGGCGGCUUGUCUUCUUCACCCUACUCAAUUAUAAGCGAAGGAGCUGGAAUUGCAGGAAACCUCUGUGCUUUCGUGUUGUUUGUGUCUCCAAUUCCAACAUUCAAGAGGAUCAUUCGAAGCAAAUCAACAGAGCAAUUCUCGGGGCUGCCUUACAUCUACACCCUCUUGAACUGCUUGAUAUGCCUUUGGUAUGGCAUGCCGGUUGUCUCCUCCGGAUUGAUCUUGAUCGCCACAGUCAACUCAAUCGGAGCCCUUUUUCAGUUGGUUUACGUUCUCAUAUUUAUCAUCUACGCAGACCAAAGGAGAAGGCUGAAGAUGGUGGGAUUAUUGUUGGGUGUUUUUGCUGUGUUUGCUGUCAUUGUCUCUCUUAGCUUGUGCUUUUUCGAACCACCAAACCGACAACUCUUCGUCGGUUACUUAUCUGUGUUCUCUCUCAUAUCCAUGUUUGCUUCUCCACUAUUCAUCAUUAAUCUGGUGAUCAGAACAAAGAGUGUGGAAUACAUGCCAUACUAUCUGUCUCUUGCUACAUUCUUGAUGAGUAUUGCUUUCUUCGCAUAUGGAAUGCUCAAGCACGACGCCUUUGUCUCUAUCCCUAAUGGGAUUGGAGCAGUUCUUGGGAUUCUUCAGCUGGUGCUCUACUUCCAUUACAGCAGAGCUAAUGCACGAGCAUCUAAAGCGCCUCUGCUCGAGCCAUACACAGCCUAAUCUGCUGCUCGUUGCGAGAGCUGAGAAACUGGCCGCGGAUGUUGAUGCCACUCUUGUUAAAUAUCAUCGAUUAUUUAUAGCCUCUUUGUGUACAUUGGUGUGAUGUGAGGGGGUUCUUGUUUGUGAUUGAAAUAUAGAGGAAAUGGAAAUUGGCAAAUGGUCUUUUUCAUCAA